Electrophorus electricus (electric eel) is the source of this 829-nucleotide messenger RNA. It is a transcript of the gene ramp2, whose product is annotated as receptor (G protein-coupled) activity modifying protein 2. Gene Ontology annotation, cellular component: cell surface; membrane; signaling receptor complex. Gene Ontology annotation, biological process: protein localization to plasma membrane; receptor internalization; angiogenesis. Gene Ontology annotation, molecular function: coreceptor activity. The record is from RefSeq and is a predicted model, not a curated record. NCBI's taxonomy places the organism in Eukaryota, Metazoa, Chordata, Actinopteri, Gymnotiformes, Gymnotidae.
GCAUAAAGGUUCUUCCAUGUGAUCUGUGCUCACUGGCAGACACACACACACACACACACACACACACUCACUCACACACACAGAGCUACAGUGGACUGAAGAGCCAUGCACCCCUGCUGUGCCUCUCCUUGGUCAAGGCCAAGCCGGACUCCCCCUGUGUGGAUAGCCUGCAUGGUGUUAAUGUGUGGUGAGCUGCAGGCGUUGGUCCCUAACGCGCCGGAUCCCAGUUUGGUCUCGACAACACCCCGUGUCCCCGAAGGAGUCCAGUCCACACCACUGACCCCAAAAGAUGUCAGCGGCGAUGAGUUAACAAAUACUUCUGGAAAUGUCAACGCAUGUAAAGAGCUUCAUUCCAUUUGUGAUGGUUUGAACUUGUCAAGGCCCAACUGCUAUAAGACUUUUAUCAAAUGGUGUGACAGCAGUUUUUCUGAUGAUAUGAAAGCUCUCAACAGCUCUGACUGGUGCAUGUGGGACAAAGUGAAAAGUACCUACAACACGUACACGGAAUGUACGGAGAAGUAUGCGGAGUGCCUGCUGCUUCCCUGGCCAAACAGGGUGGUGGAGGAGAAGUUCGUGGAGAUCCACUCCAAAUAUUUCCAGGAAUGUCCCACAGAGACGCUGAGGGACCCUCCACCCAACGUCGUCCUCGCACUUGUCAUGACGCCUAUAUGUCUCAUCCCGGCCAUGGUGGUCUUUGUGGUCAUGAAGACGAAAAACGGCGACCGGAGAUCCUAAAGGCAGAGUGGACACCCCCACUCCCCUCCCCCGCGCACCAUCUCUGUCUCCUGGAUUCGCUCCGUUUCAAGCUCCUUCCUUUUCCUACUGGACA